UUCUCUCUGCCUUGUCUCUCUGUUUCUUCCCAUCACUCUUCAUGAUUCUCGCCACAUUUUCUCGCUUGUUCUCAUCCUCUUCCUUUUAUCUGCUCGUUAUAUACUGUUGAAUGCAACGAAUAGGUCUACCUCAAAUGUAAUGUGAUAUAUACAAUGCAGGCCCUGCUUUGUACAGUGGGUGUAAUGUAUUAAUGAUUAAUAUAUAAAUGAGUAGGUGGUAAGACAUGACUAAACCAGGCAGGAGGGUUAAACUUGAUUGGGAAUACCCUUAGGUGUGAUUUAGAGCCACUAUUAAAGGCAACUAUUCAUAGGUGAUGAGGGAGGUUAGAGCUCAGUUUGUAGCCUUAUUUGUACUAUUGUCACUGUAGACAAGCGACAGAACAUCCCAGACUUUUGUCACAGCUGUGGGAGAGAACACUGAUAGCAGCAAUGAAAUGGAUUUCCUUGAUCACAUACAUACAGUAGCAGCCACCUCCUGUAUGUCUGUUUGCUGUGUAAAAGCUAGGCACAGGUAAUCUGCAGACAGCCUUUGAAUACUCAGGUUUUCCUUUAGAAACAUUCAAUUCAUGUGCACUGAGUGGGCUUCCUUGGUGGCCUACAUGCUAGUGUGUCUAAUGUAUAAAAUUAAAAUCCAUACACACUGAACCUGGACCUACAUACUUGGGAUACACAUUCCAGAAAUGGGUUAUUGUAUUUUGCCGGGAAAGGUAUCCACAGGUAUACAUAGUCAAAUUUCAUUUUAAUGUGUGCACUGUCUGCUGUAUAGUUGAAUGACAAAUAAAGUAUCUAUCAAUCUAACAGUAGCUCUCACAGCAGGUGUAGAUGCACUGGAAAAGGUCUGUUACCUGUUAGGACUGGUUUAAAGGAGCUAGCUUGCAUUCAUACAUUGACAGGAUGUGUGCUUGAAAAGCAUUUAUAAUCUGCAGCUACUCAGGAUGGACCAGCCUGGAUUUACAUCUGAUCAUUUGUACCACAAUGUUAGUAAAGCCGGAAAAAAAAGCAAUCCAAAAUCCUUUACUUGCCUUUUCUAGAGGAUCAGUGUGACCAUGCACAAGUGUUAAACAUCAUGAUUUGGUCGGUCCUCUUAGCAUAUUUUAAAAAGGUGGUAAAUGUCCCUAUAUGGAAUAAUGCAUACUUGACUGAGUUCAUUGGCUUGAAGACUGACCUUGAAUUACUUUAAUAGAAUGGUAAGAUUUUAGAAGCUGAGGAGGAUUUCAUAUGAAAAUACAUCACAGUGAAUUCAUGUUAAUGGUAGCUGGAGCAAAAGGGAAACUCAACCUGUUUGGUAGGAUUAGUUCAUAUAACCCAGAAGUGGAAAUAUAAGGACACCUAUGACAUACACUCACAGCUCAUAUUCCUUUGUGUUUGUUUCUUUUUUUUUAGGGUCGGUUCUUACUAAUCGCAGACAUGAAGAUUUUCUAAACAGACAGGAAUCAUAAAACCUGAACUUCCUGACAAUCACAGCAUCAUCCUGACUACAAGGCAGGGACCUCAUUUUCAAGCCGCUCUUUUCUGGCCGUACUUUCUGGCUUUGAAGGAUGGGUGAUGGGCCUGUGAGUUAUCCUGCCUGCCUGCCUCAUCCCGCCCUUCAAUGGAGCCAGCGUGGAACUCCUCCCAGACACCUCCACAGCUCAUGUCCAACACCUCUGCCUCCUCUAUGCCUGAGAGCUGGGCUCUGUCCCAGUCGCUAGCCCUGCUGGCCAUGCUGCUCAUGGAUCUGCUGGCUGUGGUGGGUAAUGUGGCUGUCAUGGCCGUCAUUGCCAAGGCUCCACAGCUCCACAAGUUUGCCUUUGUGUUCCACCUGUGCGUGGUGGAUCUGCUGGCAGCCCUGGUGCUGAUGCCCCUCGGCAUGCUCUCAAACCGAGCCUUCUUUGGGGAGGCCCUGUGCCGGAGCUACCUCUUUCUCAGUGUGUGCCUGGUCAGCGCUGCCAUCCUGUCUAUUUCUGUCAUCAACGUGGAGCGUUAUUAUUACAUCAUACAUCCUAUGCGCUAUGAAGUAAAGAUGACCAUUGGCCUUGUAGCAUCAGUACUGGUGGGGGUAUGGGUCAAAGCCCUGGCCAUGUCUGCUCUGCCAUUACUCGCUUGGUUCCUGCAAGGUGGACGAACUCCUCUUCUGGAGAGUAGUGGGGUUGGAGGAGGAGGAGGAGGAGGAAGUGGGACUGUCCUGUCACCCCCUGCUCAGGCUCACAGGCGCUGCUCACUGCAUUGGACCGGGGGAGGCUCCAACCGCUUGGCCUUCAUGGUCCUCUUUACUCUGGUGUAUUUCCUGUGUCCACUUCUGGUCAUUAUUGUUGUAUACUGCAAUAUGUUCAAAGUGGCUCGGGUAGCUGCCAUGCACCAUGGGCCUCUGCCUACCUGGAUGGACACACCUCGUCGCCAGCGGUCAGAGUCACUCAGUAGUCGCUCAACUAUGGUCACAAGCUCUGGUACGGGGACUGGGACAGGAAGAAUGACUCCACAGCGCCCCUUUGGGGGAGGAAAGGCUGCAGCAGUGUUGGCAGCAGUAGGUGGGCAAUUCCUUUGCUGCUGGCUGCCCUACUUUACUUUCCACCUGUAUUCAGCACUGGCUGCCAGCCCUCCAGCUACACUGGCCUAUUUGGAGGAGGUGGUUACCUGGAUUGGCUAUUUUUGCUUCACUUCCAAUCCCUUCUUCUAUGGUUGUCUCAACAGACAGAUCCGGGAGGAGCUGGGCAAGCAUCUGCCAUGUCUGUUUCGUCGAACAGGGGUUGAGGUGGAAGACAGACUUCCCAGUCGUGAAGGAUCCAUAGAGGAGAAUUUCCUUCAGUUUCUUCAGGGCACUGGCUGCAACUUGGAUCCUCAAAACUCUCACAGCACCUCCAGUCCUAAGGGGGAGGCCUGUUGCCCUGUGGCUCAGUCCCAACCACCUGAGCCAGCACAGGCCAUACCCAUUGAUUUCCGUAUCCCUGGACAAAUUGCAGAAGAGACUUCAGAAUUUAUCGAGACUGAACAGGCAAAAAACAACCAUAUAUAUCCAGACAACUGUGGAAACUCUUAUUCCAAGAGGAGGAUACAUGUAGAUGUUUUGACUGCCUUUUUACAGUACCUCAGACGCAGGAAAAAAGAUUAUUUAUCAGUGUCAAGUGUGACUCCUGCACACUUUCUUCUAAUGUUGUACGGUGACUAAAGACGACAUGAUUGCUUUUUGAGGUUUUAUUAGAAACGAGGGCGCAGACUUCGCUAAGGUUUGAAGCUUGUGCUUGAUGAUGACAUGAAGUAGUAUUUUAUAGUAAACUGAUUACAGUAUGUGGAAAUGUUUGAUUAAAACAGCAAAUCCUUUCUUAAUGUGGACACAGGGUUUUUAAGAUAUCUUUCUCAGAGGUUGUUUUUGAGUGACAAAGCCAAUCCCAAAUCUCUUUUCAUCAUGUCUAAAUAUCCCAGACUGUGAAUGCUGUUGAGUGUUUGUGUGAUGAUUGUUUUUAUGCUGUGAUUAAAAUAAAAGAUUGACUUCCAAUGUACUGCUAUGAUAUGAAUGUGUUUAGAAAAAAAAGCAUGGCUAAAACAUGA
Messenger RNA from Monopterus albus (swamp eel), 3525 nucleotides. Its product is annotated as probable G-protein coupled receptor 61. Gene Ontology annotation, biological process: G protein-coupled receptor signaling pathway. Lineage: Eukaryota; Metazoa; Chordata; Actinopteri; Synbranchiformes; Synbranchidae. Gene Ontology annotation, molecular function: G protein-coupled receptor activity. The transcript is spliced from 2 exons. The record is from RefSeq and is a predicted model, not a curated record. Gene Ontology annotation, cellular component: endosome; signaling receptor complex; plasma membrane. The coding region runs from base 1592 to 3145 and encodes 517 amino acids.